CCUUUGCGAACGCUCGAUAGGUGGCGCGGGUAAAACCACUUCCGUUAACUUUCUUCAGCCGAAAAGCAGAUAUCAGUAUGCAGUUUGAUAUUUUCAAGCAAUGAUACGAUAACCAAACGUGAAGAUGGACAAAGAUUCAUUCUUCAAGGAGAGAGUGCUACACAGACUGUAUGGAGACACAGAUACUGACGUGGUGAAACAUCAGGAUAACCAAUCAUCACACGAGACAAGUAGGACAAGUCCCAGCCACAAGGUAGCGGUGAAGAGGAAGAUGUACACUGUGUCUCCAGCCCCUAGUGACUGGGGAGACAACCCUGUAAACUGUAAUAUCAAAACCCCAACAGAGUUACCUCCCAUAUCCAGUGGCGCAGACUCGUCAGAGACUAGUGAAUCUGAUGAUGACGACACUGAAACAACAUACAAAAGGAGAAAAAGAAGAGGAAAAAGGAUCAAAAUUGCCCAGAAUAAAUCCAAUGUGCUUCAGAGUGAAUCAAAACUGUUGGAUGUAAAAUCUGAAUCCUCAAGACAAGCAGACAAUACCAAUUCUGGGGAACUUACAAAACUGACCAAAAAUCAGAAGAGGAAGUUGAAGAAAAAGAAACGGAAAGAGAAAUUAAAGGAAAGCUUGUCUUGUGACCUCAAUACUGAGUUUGUGUAUGCAAGACCAUGUAGCCAUUGAACUAAUGCAAGGUUAGUGUGUGUGAAACAUGUGACCAUUGACUUCAACAAAGAGUUUGGUGUGUGGAGGAAUAUGUGACCAAACAAAAUGUUUGUGUGAUGAAUGUAUGAUGUCCACACAGUUUGUGUUUGAAGAUUUUGUAACUACUGAAUGAAUUUGUGUGGAAAGAUUAUUGAAUCAAAAUGGCUAUUCAAUGUUUUUGCAGUGCUAUUUUGUUUAGGAAAAUUUGUAUGAACCUUGCCAUGGUCCAAAAGUUUACUUUGGUUUGAGAGCAGUCAGCAUUUGCUGACAUUUGUUUUGUCCAUCAACAGAUUCUUUUGUUUGGAAAAUAAAUAAUUAAUAUUUAUUGACAUGUCCAUGCUAUCAUUAUGUUUCCAUUGAUUGAUUGUGUAAUGAUUAAACUACAAGAACUGAAACAAAACAAAAAUAAUAAUGAAAGGAACUUAUUAAAUCAGGAGAUAAACAUACUAAGUUUUCAACAUAUAGCUAGGUUACCACUGAAUAAACCAUGCUGAAAUGAAUUCAAAUUGGAUGUGUAUUUGACUUUAAACAAUGUUAAGUGGGUAUAAUUGAUAGAAAUUCAAAUAGACAAGACUGUUUUGACAGAAUAUUAUUGAAUAUUAAUGUGUAAAAUUCUUGCUCUCAUAAGUGCAGGAAAUGAAUAUGACAUCUUCCCAAAGAGUCAGGUCAGAAUGUAUGGUGAAAAUUGUAAUAUUUUGAUUAGGCCAGACCAAUUUUAUUUCUUGUUUUAAGGAUCCGACAGUUGUAAUUUUUCCAUACAUUGAUUGUAGAUAUGCACGUGUUAUGAUCAAAUGCACGUACCCGCCAUUAAGCAAUUAUCAUGUUUCAUAAAACUAUUCUUACAGCUC
This is a messenger RNA of Haliotis rubra (blacklip abalone), 1548 nucleotides long. RefSeq lists its product as uncharacterized. The record is from RefSeq and is a predicted model, not a curated record. The transcript has 3 exons. Lineage: Eukaryota; Metazoa; Mollusca; Gastropoda; Lepetellida; Haliotidae. The coding region runs from base 125 to 679 and encodes 184 amino acids.